Papaver somniferum (opium poppy) is the source of this 1601-nucleotide messenger RNA. Its product is annotated as UDP-glycosyltransferase 74E2-like. NCBI's taxonomy places the organism in Eukaryota, Viridiplantae, Streptophyta, Magnoliopsida, Ranunculales, Papaveraceae. The transcript has 3 exons. The record is from RefSeq and is a predicted model, not a curated record. Gene Ontology annotation, molecular function: UDP-glycosyltransferase activity. The coding region runs from base 277 to 1287 and encodes 336 amino acids.
UUCUACUACUUCCAUACCCAGUUCAAGGCCACAUAAACCCGAUUCUUCAAUUCUCAAAAAGAUUAGCUUCCAAACAUGUCAAAGUUUCAGUAGUCUUAACCAACUACAUGGCCAGAACAAUUAAUAUUCAAGUUGGUCCUUACAUCGAAACAAUAUCUGACGGAUACGAUGAUGUUGGGAGACCCGGAGCUAGUAGCACCGAAGAGUAUCUCAAAAGCUUUGCCACAUUCGGAUCGAAAACACUAGCUGAUUUGAUCGGGAGAAUACAAUAAUCAGAUGAUGAUGUUCCGUAUCUAUUAUUACCUAUACCGGGGUCUGCUAAAGGUUCCGAUGCCGGAUGGAGAGAUGAUCUCAAUUCCAGGAUUGCCACUGCUAAAGGUUCUGGAAUUACCAUGUUUCGUUUCUGAGGUAGAAUCUUUCUCCCACUAUUUGAAGCUACUUGUGAACCAGUUUUCCAAUAUUGAAAAGGCAGACUGGGUUCUUUUCAACACCUUCGACGAGUUGGAGCCGGAGGUGUUGAAUUGGAUGGCAAAGCUAUGGAGAGUGAGGACAAUCGAACCAACUAUUCCAUCCAAGUACUUAGACAAACGGAUUGAAGGUGACAAUGAUUAUGGUCUUAAUAUAUUCGACACGAAGCGAGUCGAAUGCAUGGACUGGCUCAACGCAAAGGAGGACAACUCAGUAAUUUAUGUUUCCAUGGGUAGCAUGGCAGUUUUAAAACAAGAGCAAAUGGAAGAAGUUGCAGGGGCAUUACUAGGUUGCGACUAUAAUUUCCUGUGGGUAGUCAGACAAACAGAAGAAAACAAGAUCCCCAGCACAUUUCACAAUGAUAUCUCAACAUCUCCAGGGUCUGAAAAGGGGUUAGUAGUCACAUGGUCCCCACAAUUGGGAGUUUUGUCGCACCCCGCUUUUGGUUGUUUUGUGACUCAUUGUGGGUGGAACUCGAUGAUGGAAUCCUUAAGUUUAGGCGUACCGAUGAUUGCAUUUCCACAAUGGUCAGAUCAGCCAACGAAUGCCAAAUGUGUUGAAGAUUUGUGGAAAGUAGGAAUUAGAGUUAAAGUGGAAGAAGAUGGGAUUUUGAGAAAGAAUGAACUUGAAUCAUGUAUAAAAGCAGCUAUGGAAGGAGAGAAAGGGAAAGAAAUGAAAAAGAAUGCAAGUAAAUGGAAAGAACUAGCAGUGCAAGCAGUUAGUGAAGGUGGAAGUUCCGAUAAGAAUGUCGAAGAAUUAUUAGAGGCAUUGAAAGAGAAAAAAGUGAAAGAGAGCGGGAACGGGAACGACAAAGGCUAAUAAGGUGGGGACUGAGGCACCAAUCCGAGUCGCAUAAAAGUAUUGUCCUUCCAGCACUUUCAGACCCUUAACGGCUUAAUGUGCUUUUCCUCAUGUAAUUGCAUUCCUCAAGAUUAGACUAAUCUGGCAGUAAUUUCAGGUUUUGUGUAUGCGAAUAGCAUGCAGUUUAAUUAUUAGUGCAUCAUGAGUAUAAUAGAACUUUCGUAGUUUGCCAAUCUUGGUUGCAUGAACAAAAAGUGCCUCAUUAGUUAUUUCCAAAACAUGAUCACAAUUUAGUGGUUUUAAAUGUUAACAAACUGUUUGGGUUGCAGGUA